This is a messenger RNA of Harpegnathos saltator (Jerdon's jumping ant), 9128 nucleotides long. RefSeq names its product huntingtin (gene htt). Lineage: Eukaryota; Metazoa; Arthropoda; Insecta; Hymenoptera; Formicidae. Bases 161 to 8815 code for a protein of 2884 amino acids. The record is from RefSeq and is a predicted model, not a curated record. The transcript has 15 exons. Gene Ontology annotation, cellular component: cytoplasm; nucleus.
GUAAAUAGAAAAAGAAUAAAUUCAACAUAUUCAACAUCGACGACAUCAAUGAUGUAGUAGACGUGAACCAGUGUAAAUUUAUAUUGAAUAGGUGAAGAUUAAUAACAUGUCAUUUGUCAAACAUAUUUUUUGAAAAAGUUGUCAAAAUUUAUAAAUCAGCAUGACUCAUAUUAAUAAUGUGUUUAAAGCCGUAGAAACAUUAAACUCACUGCGAGAUUCUAAUAUUGUAUCAGAUCCCGGAACAAGGAAAGAGAAAAUAUCAUGUUGUACAAUUAUCGUUGAAGGAAUAUGUUCUUCAACUGUCAGACAAAAUCUCAAGUUUCCACAAAUUCUUACUGUUACCAUUGAAACAUUGCUGGCAUUGUGUAAUGAUGAGGAAUCAGAUAUCAGGAUAAUUGCAGAUGAGUCCCUCAAUAAAAUUAUAAGGGUAGUUGUUGAUAGUAAUAUUGUUAAAGUUCAGAUAGAACUUUAUAAUGAAAUAAAAAGAAAUGGACCUGCACGUAUAAUGAGGGCUGCUUUGUGGAGGUUUGGUUUGUUAAGUCAUAUGAUACGUCCCUCAAGAGGUAAAGCAUAUGUAUCAAAUUUGAUACCAUGCAUAGUUAUCAUUGCACGUCGAUCUGAGGAUAUAGUAAUUGAAACAUUAUCGCAGUCGUUACCAUUGAUUUUAAAAGUAUUAGGACCAUUUAUGACAGACAAAGAUGUCAAGAUAUUACUAAAAGUAUUCUUUGAGAAUAUCUCUUCUACUCAAGCAGUUUUUCGUAGAGCAGCAGCAAACAUGAUUCUGACAACAUGUAUAAACUGUAGAAAACCACAAUAUUUUUUAAAUUAUGUGUUAAAUUAUUUAUUAGAUGUAAUUAUGCCCGCAAGAAGUAUUGAGUCGUCUACUAUUAUAGGCAUAUUUGGAUGCCUAAGAGUCAUCUUACCUCAUAUAUGUAAACCUUUAGAGCCUGAAGAUAUUGAAACACAGCAAAUAGAUAAUCUUUUACGUAUAUAUGAAUUAUGUUUGCAUUACACAAAAUGGCAUUCUGAGCAUAACAUUGUAAAUGCAGUUUUAGAAACUUUGGUACAACUUUUGAAAAUGCCUCCAAAAUCUUUGGUAUCUGUUUUAUUGUCAUCACAAGGCAUAACUCAGAGCAAAAUAAUAUUAAAUCAAAUGUCCACUUCAUUAUUGGGUCAAUUGAGUAUUUCUAGUACAAGCACUGUUCAUGAUGGAAAUUCUGAUUCAGUUCUGAGCCUACACGAAAUGGAUGUUCCAAAGAUUACUUCAAACAUAGAUAAGUGGAUUGUAGAAGCAGAAACUAUAUCACCAGAUAUGCACAAUUUACAACCACAAAAUGAAUGUACAAAUGACAUAAUAGAAAUGAAAGGGAAGAUAAUGGAAAAUUAUUGUGGCCUGAAGAUCGGAAUUAUUGAUAAUGAGGUUGUUGAGGAAGGUAGUGAUGUCGGAAGUGAGAUUGAAAAAUCAGAAAAAGCACCAUAUUCAAGCUUGUUGAAUGAUCAAACAAAAGAAGAGGAUUACUCUGAAGAAACUACUGUAUCAUUCGCUUCUCCCAAAAAGUCUUCUGUGGAUUUCAUAUUGUAUGAGACGGAUAUUGGAAGUUUUACAGACUCAGAUAUGCCUGUCAAGUUUUGUUGUCGCUAUUUAGUAUCGUCCUUUUUAUUAGCCGGCAAAGCUGAGCAUUUAAUGCCAGACAAAUUGUUCCGUGUUAGUGUAAAAUCUCUUGCUCUAACAUGCGUGGGUUACAUCUUGAAGCUCUAUCCACACUUGCUUACGAUGACUGUGAUCAAAGAAUCUAGCUGCUGCAAUGAAAACAACCAAUUAAUUGCAGACAUCUUGUUAUUUGCCAAUCAUCCAGAUCCUCAGAUCAGGGGCAAUAUAGCGAUGGUGAUCGGAAUUUGUUUAAAGUCCGUCUUUGUUCAAUACGGUGGCUCUUUUGAGAAGUUUAAAGCUGAGUGCGCAAUUCAAGAAAGACACAAAGACAUAUUACUUGGAGAUAUGAUAAAAUUACUUCUAAACGGUUUGAACGAUGAUUCCGCAACGACGUGUCGUCAAACAUUGGAUGCGUUGAACUUUUGUUUACCGGAAUUAUUGGAUUCUGUCGAUAAUGAACACGGUCUUACCAUCUUAACUGCUUUGCCAAAACUUGUGAAGAAUCCGUAUUUUCUAGUAAAAGUAAAAUUAGUCGAUUUACUGAGUAAAUUGUCAUAUAUUACGAUAGAGCAUAUAACAGGACAAUCAUUAUUUCAAGAACAUUUUAUUGACGCUAUGAUAACAUUAUUAGGCGAUCAAGACCAAAGAGUGAGGCAUGCGGCGUCAGAUGCUAUUGUUAAAAGUAUUCUUUAUUUAUAUUACCGGCAUUCUCAAGAAGAUAGUGUUACAAAGAAGGCGACACAAUAUACUCAGCAAUUUUUGAACUCUGUAACGUCAACUAUUUUAGAACUUUCGUCGUGCCAAGACAAACACAAGCCAUUUGUGAACACGUCCAUCGAACCGUUUGUAUUUUUAAAUCACUAUAAUGGAGCAAAUUACGAUCCCAGCGUGGAAUAUUCUUUGUCUCGCAUAGUUAAUAUUCUGACAGAAAUAUUGACGGUGCAUUCCUCGAAAUAUCUAAUAUACGGUUGCUGCGAGACUCUUUUUCGUUUGAGCGAGACUUAUUCCACUACGGUUUACGUCAGAGGGUGGGAUUGCAUUCUGCCAAAAACAGUGUUGAAAAAAUCUAAAAAGAACGACCGGUCGGAUGCAAGUGACGGCAGUUCCACAAGCGACAUGAUUCCUUCUCCCGUAGGCAGUGGUCUUCUGUCGUUGACGUUGUCUUUGCUAACGUCUUCAGCUAUCAGUCUAGAUCUCUCCACACAUCGGCAUCUAAUCCUCCUUGCUGGAAAUCUGGCUUCCGGAUCAGCUAUCUGUAACUUCAAGACCAACGGUGACCCAACGAAAUUAUGGAGUAUGUGUAAGGACAAUCACAUGGAAUUGUUAUUGACGCAUAUCACACGAGUCCUGCACAUAUUCGUUUACGUAAUUGACGAAGUGCAGAUGCAAGCCAGCGUCAAGCCCGUGUUGUCGUCCUUAUCGUCCGCGCAAACAUUGUCACCCAAGAAGAAAAUCAUGUCGGAACAGAAGUCAAAAGAGAAAGCAGAGAAAAUCGGAGGCUUGAAGAGCGGCAAGGAUCAAAUGGGAACGUUUGUCGGUAUACCGCAUUACAUGAAGAUAUAUGAUAUAUUAAAAGCAGCGCAUGCUAAUUAUCUAGUUACUCUGGAAUAUGAAGCCAGUGAAAUGUAUCUGUCUUUAUUGAAUGCGACGUUGGACGUUCUUUCUCAGAUACUUGAAGUCGCGUCCGUCAACGAAAUAGGCAGAAUAGCGGAAGAAGUGUUAUAUUAUUUGAAAAGCACUGUUACAUUGUCACCGACCGCAACGGUCCAGUGCGUGCAGCAACUGUUGAAAUGUUUAUUUGGCACGAAUGUGUACGCGCAAUGGAGUGAAAUGGACGUGCAGAAGAGUAUGGAUCGGUGUACCACGUUGCAAGAUGACAGGGGCUUUUACAAUCAAUGUUUUCAAUACCCAGCGAGAAAAAUGGCGAGCACGAUCAAAUUUAUCGGAAAUAAUUGUAGAGGUGAAAAUGAACCGGAUAAUGGGUGGAUAGGAUUAUUACGUAGAAAAAGUGACCGCAAAUUUUCGUCGGUAUUUAAAAACUUGGCGCGAUCUUCAGAUCAGAAAGGAUCGGUGGCUUCCUUCAUUCGGCUUUUUGAACCGAUGGUUAUAAAAUCGUUGAAACAGUAUACUGUUACUAGUAACAUCGCGCUGCAAUGCCAAGUUCUGAUGCUAUUGAGUCAACUGGUUCAAUUGAAAGUUAAUUACUGCCUAUUAGACUCAGAUAAGAUAUUCAUCGGAUUUGUUUUAAAACAGUUUGAAUUUAUCGAAGAAGGUCAUAUGCAACAAACCGAGGAGCUUCUACCGAAAAUGUUUAAUUUCCUGGUUCAUCUGUCUUAUGAAAAGAAUCACUCCAAAGCGAUAAUAGGUAUACCAAAGAUAAUUCAAUUAUGCGAUGGUCUGAUGGCGAGUGGGCAGCCAGCAAUUUCGCAUUGCAUACCUGCGCUCGCACCUGUCAUCGAAGAUAUAUUUCUUAUUCGUAACGGUAGUUUGAGUGCAGUCGAGCAGCGGGAAUUAGAAACAACGAGAGAUGUGUUGAUAGCUAUGUUGCUGCGCCUUGUGGAGUAUUAUCAAGUUAUCGAGCUUUUAGCGCUUUGUUUGGCGGAGUCAAGGUUCAGUGGAGACGGUAAUGGAGAAGAGAAAUGGCGCAGAUGGUCCCGAUUAACAAUGGACACCGUGCUUCCGAUACUGGCAACUGGAAAACUCAGGAUAGAAUCUGAAAAGGCUCAUGUAGCACUGGUUAAAUUAUUUGCGGCUAUUUCGCCCACGGUAUUCCGGCCGGUAGAUCCCCUCCUGAGAAUACUGUUCACUGUAUCAGUCUCCCCAUCAGCUUCAACUCUGAAAUUGAAGCGAUGGUUGGGUAUGAUCAAUGUUGUGCUUCUCUCAUUAAUUUCUUGCGCCAAGGAAGAAGCGAUGCUGGCGCGUCUCUCGGAUCUCAGUAUAUGCGUGUCGGAUGUGUCGCAUCUAUUCUCACUGCAGGAAUCUUCCUUUGGGCAUACGGACCCCUUGAACGUAUUAGGGGCUCAAUCGCACCAAAUGCCACCUGAGCAGAUACUGGCCAAAUUCAUAUUCAAAGUGAUUAAUUUGAUAAGCUCGAAAGUAUUUAAUUUGCUUGGUCUGAUAAACCAUAAAUCCGCGGAUCCUUUUGUUGGCUUCUCUGACUACACAGCUGAUGACAACUACUUGGUGCAUCAGUUUGCAUUUUUCUUGCAAUUGUGCAUUCAUAUGUUUGAGUCCGGUAGUCAUUGUAAGGUGGCGAAUGCAACGAUGCAAAUGAUUCAGGGGCGCAACACACCGGACGAGGAGCAACUGCCCAUUGAUCAGCUUAACUAUUUAAUGCUCAGUGUCGGAAACAUGUGUCCGACGGUGAUGUGCCAAUGGGCUUAUUUGAUGAUCUUAUUGGGGUACAACGAGAUGUCCUUCUGGUCGAAAAUAUUGAACAGCAGCGGUAAUACUGACUGUAUCGUACGUAGUUGGUCGAACGAGAAAAAACUGUGUGCUGCAACUAGUAGCAUAAAUAUACAGAUUAUACGAAAAGGAGGCAUUAUACUAUUCUGUGAUUAUAUAUGCGAGAAUCUAAACGAUGUGGAACCACUAACGUGGUUGUUGGUAAAUCACAUAGAGGAGGCUAUUAACAUUGCCACCGAAUCUCCAAUUAGAGAUCUGUUAAGUACGGCUAUACACAGAAAUCCUGCAGCUAGUGGGCUUCUGGUACAAGCUAUCGCAACGAAGUGCAUUGAUCUGUCGCAACCUAGUUUCAUAAAGCGUCUGUUGCAGUGUAUCGAGGGUGCUCAUCAUUCGCAAAGCGGUGCGGUCAUAGUGACCUUAAUACCGAGAUUGUUAUCCACGAAGUAUCUUGCUUUAUCAAGGAUGGCGGCGAAAAUUGCCAGUCGCAGAGUGGAGAUAUUGUUGACCACGAGUGCAGAGGAUGUGAUCAGUCAGUUGUCGAAGGAUGAUAUUGUAAAGAUUAUGGACAAUUUGCAGACGACUAAAUUGGCCAGAAAACAUGGUGGUUUAAUCAGUUUAUUGAACAAGUUGGCUGUGCAGUAUUACGACUUGUCGCCGUUAGAGCCCGAUCAAUGCCGGCCCUUCAAUCCAUCUACUGUAAAGGGCAUUCAGUUGGACCGAAAUUGGUUUUUGUCUCAAGUAAAAUUGCGAUGCUGUCACACAAGCGCCAGCAACAAUCCUAUGGAAUUAGCGCAGUUAUUGAAGGACUUGAACUUCGAUGAUUGUUUGAGCAUUCUCUCCUGUAAAGAGUUCAAUCUAAAUAUUUUAAAACAUUGUAUAAUGUUAGGGACAAAACUUAGUAUUGAGAGGUGCCAAAAACUAGAAUUCGGUAAAGCACAAAUUGAGAAAGACUUUAAUUUCGAUGCAAGCCCUUUGUACGUUGCCGCCAAACAGUGUUUACUAGAGCAUAUUCGUUAUCUUUGCGAGCUUACGCCGAAGCCGCAUCAGAUUUACAACCCAGAAGUAGACAACACUAGCGGAAAGGAGUUGAAAUAUGCGGCUAGAUUUCAUGAGCUAUUGAGCGAUACUCUUUACUGGAAGAUCCUUUUUAUGAUAAUCCCAACGGUUAAAAUUUACAUGAAGACAUUGCCGAAACUGGCCAAAUACAAUGUGACGAAGAUCGAUGUCAAAUUCGAGGAAGACAUCGCCAAAUUUUCCAUGCUGUGUCUUGAAUUGGCGCAUUGGAUGAUCCACUCCGACAAAACAAAUGUCAGAAAAUUGAGGUCACACGAUAUGGAUCUUGCGUUGAGUUGCGCAGCGGAAAUUCUGAGACACGUUGCACCGAGUAAAAUUUUUGGUGACAGCACUCGUUACACGUGGGUAUGUUCCGCGGCAAUCUCCUUGACGAAAGUCGUUGAGAGUAUAUUAACGACGAUAGAUCCUUUACCAGUCAUAGAUUCACAAGCAUUAGAGCCAGCUCUGCAAAACGAGAACACUAAGGAUUACGCACGAGCGUGUAUUCAAAUGGCGUCGAUAGUAGCUUGGCUGGAAAAAUGUCAAACGGAAGGUUCCACGAAAAACAUUCCACCGUACUUAUUCGAUACGAUAAAGUCACUUGUUGUCAGCGUGAGUCGACAACCGUUAGUAAACUCUUACAUUUUGACACCCCCAUUAGUGUGGCAACGUGACUGGCACGUCGUUGGUUCGAGUUCAACCAAGUGUUACUUUCCACUGUUAUCGUCGGAGUCUAAUCUUCUGCAGGAAGUAGAUAUUUUGAAUCAGUUUAUUUAUCGAGUAAACUUACUAGGUUGGACGUCCAGGUCGCAAUUCGAAGAGAUUUGGAUGGCAUUUCUGAGCGUUCUUAAUUUCCUACAAAAUGAGAACACUCCGUCAGAAGAAGUAGCAUCCUUGAUUCAAGCUAGCAGCUUAACGAUUCAAGCAAUAACGAAAUUAUUAUUACAAACUCUUCUGUUGCCAUGUCCUGGCAAUCCUGAAGCCAGCACUUUGAUCCACCACCCCAGAGAUCCUCAACUUUCCGUGCAUAAAAUUAGCUCCCAGAAGCUCUUUGCGAUUCAAGAGUUACUUUUGUGGAAGUACGAGUACAUGAAUGACAUGGAAAAUAAAAACGGAUUGAAAUUGGACCACAUUUUUCACAGAGGGAAUGUAGAAAGAACUGCGGCUGCUGACAAAUUCACAUACAGCCAACUGUCGGUCUCUUACUUAUGGUCACUGUGCAAUUUAUACGAAGAUAAAUUGAACGUGUCUGUUCUUGAUUUGAAAAACAGACGAAACGACGCAUUAAUGUCUGCGUCGCUUGAUUUGGACUCAUGUCUGCGUUUUCUCAUCGAACAUUACACUAGUUGGUUUUCACCACAGGCUAACACGCCUGUACAGUUGCUAACGGAGAUUAUCAAAUCCAUUUUGGCAAUUUCGGAACUCUUUCUUGAACGGUCACAAUACCAAUGGAUGUUGGACAUAUGUUUGGAAGUAUCGAAGGUUCAUCCAGUGGAAAAUGCGAUCCUACACCAAUACUUGGCUGUUUCGAUAUGUAAAGCUGCUGCCGUUUUAACGCCAUUGGACUUUGAUACUUUGGACAAAGUGAAACGUAUAGUGGAUAUCAAUUUAAAGUCAGGAUUUUUGCCUGCUAGAGUUUCCGCACUUCAUGGUUCUCUGUAUUUACUGCAAAGCGCGGUAUUGGCCAAAUGUGAGGAAACAAUGAAUAUCAUACAUCCGCUAGCUAUUGAAUACAUUCAGAAACAUAUUGAUCCACAAAAUUCAAACGGCAUUCUCAGUCAGAGUGAAGAACAUCAAGGAAUAAUGUGGGCUCUGGUAUUCUUUCUAUUGGAACAUGCGGAAGACACUCCACCGGACACGGAGGCACCGGCUGUGUUAGAAUUAGUCCUUUCUCUAAUCAUGUUUCCGAAUAUUUCGUAUGGCCUGCACCAGACCUUAUUACAGGGUCUUGAGAGGCUCGUCGCGACGAAAAGCGUAAUCGGAAAAGUUGCUGAGCAAAUUGUUAAAGUUGCGAUAGAUCGGCUAAAACAACCGAGCCCGUUGCUAGCGCUGCCAGCUCUGCAACUUCUACUGACAUGUAUGUACACGGAAGCGGCCGAUCGACUGAAUCAACCCGGCGCGGAGAAACCUUUGCCGGACGUAGAGCCAGAAGCAUUAGUCAGAUCCAUAGAACGUACUUCCGCGAUAUUCGAUAAAAUUCGGAAAGGACAUCCUAUGGAAGUGGAAAUAUUAUGUACUGUGCUCUCCGGUGUCCUUGGAGAUUUUUUCCCACCAUCGGAAAUCUUAACGAAAGUCGUAGGAGAAUUUCUGUCGCCGCAUCAACCACAUCAGAGGUUACUUUCUGCUGUUGUUUUUAAGGUUUGUGAGAAAGCGUGCAAUAGCACAGAAAUGGAGCUUCUUCAGGACUGGGUAGUCUUCAGUCUACCGAAUUUUAUCCAAAGUUUGCCAAUAGCAAUGUCGACUUGGUGUUUGUCUUGUUUCUUCAUUAGUGCGUCAACGAAUCAUUGGUUGAGAGCGUUGUUUCCAUACGUUCAAUCGAGAAUUGGCAAGUAUGAAUAUGAAGACAAAAAGAUGUUGUGUAUAGCUGCUUCAGAUUUUUAUCAUAAGCUAUCUAAAGAAUCUCAAAGAAAAGCGUUUGUUAAGACAUUCGAAGUAGCAGCAAAGGAACCUGGGACCCCAUUCAGUGACAUUCUAGCCUCUUUUUAAUUAAUAUUUGACUAUAGCUGUAAAAAGUCGACUAUAAAAUAAGAAUUCUAUAGAAGUAUGUAGCUUUUAAUUUUCAAACUGUAAAAAUCGAUGUACAAUCACUCGCGAACUGGCGAGUUGCGUGCACAUAUGUACAUUUGUACGUAUGAGAAUAUUUAUUUUACAUCAUAUCCCUUUGCAGACACAUACAUGAACACGCAUACAACAUACACACAAACACACACACACACACAUUGAGUGUGUGCGCUCGUACGCGCAAACACAAAAGAGAUAUGCAACUUGUUUUGCAAUAAACAGUAUUUUCUAAAUAAAA